AUUAUUUAUAAUCGCAUGUCGCAUAUCGAUAAAGCAAAAUACUCCGUCGCGCUCGAUAUCAGCAGAUUAUCGGUGCUGCUAUCUCGAGGCUUUGCUCAGUGGCUACGUGACAGUCCAUCUAUCAACAUUAUGGGCGAAUACAGAGCAGGGAAAGCCGGGAUCAACGCCGAAGCGCAGGCCAGGAUCAACAGCAAGUACAACGACGCCAUAGCCCAUGAAACUCUUGAGUGGAUCAAAACUCUCACCGGAUUGCCAGAAAACACGGCGGGCGACGCCGACAACUUAUACCAGGUACUCAAAGAUGGAACACUUCUAUGUCAACUAGUGAAUGCCAUCCAAGAAGGUUCAGUCAAGAAAGUGAACCAGUCUACUAUGGCCUUUAAAUGUAUGGAGAACAUCAAUGCUUUCUUAGAAGCCGCUAAGAAGUUAGGCGUCCCGCCUCAGGAGACUUUCCAAACUAUCGACCUUUGGGAAAAGCAGAAUUUGUAUUCAGUCGUCACUUGCUUGCAGUCUUUAGGCAGAAAAGCGGGCAACUAUGGAAAGCCUUCAAUCGGACCUAAAGAGGCUGAUAAGAAUGUCAGAGAAUUCAGCGAGGAACAGCUGAGGGCGGGUCAAAACGUUAUAUCUCUCCAAUACGGAACCAAUAAGGGCCAACAAUCUGGUAUUUCUUUCGGCAACACUCGCCAUAUGUGAUAGUUUUAUAUUUAAUGAAUAAAUGUUUGUAUUUUUGUACUUAA
This is a messenger RNA of Amyelois transitella, 737 nucleotides long. RefSeq names its product myophilin-like. Bases 16 to 693 code for a protein of 225 amino acids. Gene Ontology annotation, molecular function: protein binding. NCBI's taxonomy places the organism in Eukaryota, Metazoa, Arthropoda, Insecta, Lepidoptera, Pyralidae. The transcript has a single exon. The record is from RefSeq and is a predicted model, not a curated record.